Trichoplusia ni (cabbage looper) is the source of this 5434-nucleotide messenger RNA. RefSeq lists its product as uncharacterized. The transcript has 2 exons. Gene Ontology annotation, molecular function: catalytic activity; protein binding. The record is from RefSeq and is a predicted model, not a curated record. The coding region runs from base 2937 to 5063 and encodes 708 amino acids. Lineage: Eukaryota; Metazoa; Arthropoda; Insecta; Lepidoptera; Noctuidae.
UAAAUUUAACAAUUUUUUUCAAAAUUUUAUCUUCAAAACUGACAAAGUUAUACAAAUAUCUAGAUUUUUGCCUGGAACUCUAGAUCUAACUGAAAAGUUCAAAUUUUUUGCUUGUAUAGUGUUCCUUAUAUAUAUUGUAGUUGACUUUCGCCCAAAGACGGGCCAAAUAUCUUCAAAAACGGCCGAGAUAGAUUUCCAGACUUUGUAUUUUUUUCAGUCUAGAAACUUUGGGACGCCAUAACUCGGUCGUUUUUGGACUCAGACAACCCGAAUUUUUUGUAGUAGCUUUAGGACUAGUUAAGGAUUAUUAUCCUUACGUUUUCAGCAGUUUUCAGGAGCUGAAAUUUUUCAGGCCUGAAAGCCAUAGAAUUGCGCAGAGAAGGUCGGCCUGGUAUUACCUGUGAAGACCGCGUCUCUCUGCGGCUAGCGGUUGAGGAGAUAUAGCUGUCUAAAGACAGCGUUUGACAGCUGGGCCGCCAUAUUGGCUAUUUUCAUUUGCCCAUAUCUCUCGACUCGUUGGUCGUAGCGGGCCGGGGAUUUUUGCGGGGGCCUUGGCAGCGUCCUCUUUAUCCUGCAAUCUAGUUUUCAGGCGGAUCCGGCCUGAAAUUUUUCGGUGUCCUGAAACUUCAAUUUUCAGAUAGACCCAUAAAAACUGACCCAGAAUAGUGAAAACACCACUGUUCUACGAUCACUGGGGACGAAGUUAUUUUAGUGCAAAGUUUGACUUUGACAGUUUGACAACUGUCAAACCCUCUUUUUGAUUGGCUCUAGCUUCCGAACUAGUGAUCCUAGAGACACGGGGUUUUCUUUGGACACACAGGCAGAACAUUUUCUUUUAGAUAAGCUGAAAAAUUUCAGUUUUCAGGAGUCUGAAAUUUUCAGGCAUUUUAACAUCACCACUGUAUAGCCUGGAUCAAGACCUGAAAAACGAGCCCAAGCACGCCCAUGUACGAGCCAUAGGUCCUGAGUAAUUCCUACUUUAAUAAAUCCAGGCAGUUUUUUUUUUGAGAAAGUCUGGAAUUUCAAACAGUUAUAUCUCCGGAACCACUCGGCAUAGGAGGGCGAGAUUGGGUUCGUUGAAAAGGGCUCGAGAAGGACUAUUUACUGAAUGUAUUAAAUCAUUAAAAAACGAAUUGGAAAUCUUUUUUUUGAAAUUUUUUUUAGAUUUUUUAUUUUUUGUAUUGUAAAAAAUUUUUUUUUUUUUCUUCUCUUACCUUGAAUCCUCCUUGUUGUUGCUCCGCUGUAUCACCUGUAACCUGUAAAAUAAAAAUAAAAUUAUUAAUAAGAUUAAAUUCAACAUUAUUGUAUAGUCAAAUUGUAAAUACCGUGUUUUGUUCUGCCAACUGAAACUCCCAACAGUCAGGAUUUUGACGGUAGGCUGAAUAAACCCAGCGCUACGCUAGACUUACUCUAUCUAGUAGAGGAAUUAACCGCGACCCAUAUACAAUAACUGUUUAGUGUUACUGCAUUAGAUAUAAGUACGUUUUAUUUUAUUUUAUUUAUAUUAUUUUUCUACUUACCUCUUCUUUACCGCUUUCCGAUUUACUGUUAACUAUUGACGCUUACCUCCAAGAAUAUGAUGUCGGGCAUUAGAACUCCCCCGCAAAAACCGGCAAAAGCCUCACCCAAGAAAUCUGAAUUGGGAGCCGCAGAGCGGCGAAGCAUUGGAGACAGAAUAGAUGAUUGGGAGGCAGUUAGGGCAGGCACAAGCGCCAGCCCCCCAAUCAGGAAACCUGCAACGCAAACUGUGAAAACGCCUCCUCAAUAUCCAACAGGCCUGAACCCCCAACGGCUUAUUAAAAGUAGAACCAUAGAGGCCAGGGAGUGUGUCGCGCGGGCGAAGCUCCAUUUGAACAAAGCUGGCAAUCUUAAGCGAGAGAUUAAAGAGGAGGUGUUGUCAGCCCUUACUAGACUCCUCUCCCUAAUCAAGAACAUAGAGACUGAAAUGAAAAGCUUGUCAACGGAGAACGGAGAGAAGCUUAACACACCCCUUCAGCAUGUGCUGGACACGGCAAGUAUUCCCGAAGUAGCUCUUCAGGGUUCCCACAUCGAGGAGCACGCAAAGCUCCUCCGUGAAAACAACAUCAUGAUGGCCGACCUGAAAGAGCAAAUGACCAAGCAAAAGGAACUGCUCGAAAGAGUGACUACGACCACAUACGCGAGCAUAACCGCUAGCACACCAGUCCAGAGUGGGGGAACACCCAGGUUCGGAGAGACUCUUCACUCAGUGGUAGUUACAUCAACCGACAAUCAGGACACGGGCGAAGAGGUGCUCGGUAAAAUUAGGGAAGCCGUUGAUGCCAAGGAGGGAUGGGUUGAGGUGCGUAGGGUGAGGAAGGCCAAGGACAGAAAGGUUAUUAUAGGGUUGAGUACCGAGGCUGAGAGGGAAAAGCUGAAGACCAAACUGAGCGAAGUGAAAGAACACCUCAUAGUAGAAGACAUUAAAAAUCGAGACCCACUUUUGGUUCUUCGGGGAGUGCUCAGUGUCCAUAAGGACCAAGAUAUACUGAAGGCUUUGAAGAACCAAAACAAAGAUCUUUUCGCUGGAAUAGAUAAAAAGGAGGACCGGAUGGAGUUUCGGUACAGGAAAAGGGCGAGGAAUCCACAUACAUGUCACGCAGUGAUUAGCGUCUCACCGGUAAUUUGGCAAAGGGCAACCGCCAAGAAGACAGUCCAAAUCGACCUACAGCCAGUGAGAAUAGAAGACCAGACUCCGCUGGUGCAGUGCACGCGCUGUUUGGGUUACGGCCAUAGUAAACGAUACUGCACUGGCGCGGCAGAUCUCUGUAGCCACUGCGGUGGACCCCACCUUAAAUCCGAAUGCUCCGAAUUCCUUACCGGAACUCCGCCGAAAUGUAAAAAUUGCGAAAAGGCGGGAAUGGCAAACUCAGAGCACAAUGUCUUCGACCAAACCUGCCCAAUAAGAAAAAGAUGGGAUGCUUUGGCCCGCUCAACGGUUGCGUAUUGCUGAGGGCACUCAAAGAGUUAACGUUCCCCACUGGGUUGCGCAAGCAAAUCUACAACGCAAAAAUCUAGCGACCCAGGAACUACUUGUCGAAGCCCAAAGUCGUCGCAUAGCCGUGGCUUUGGUCCAAGAACCAUACGUUGGCGGCUCGAGAAGGAUGAAGAGUUAUGUGGGAGCGCGAGUCUUUCAGGCCUCGGAAGGAAAUGAAGGGAUCACCAAGGCAGCAAUAGUUGUGUUCAACCCAGACCUGAAUGUAAUUCAGCAUCCUGGGCUGACCACGACUAACAUUGCAGUAGCCGAAGUCCAAACUGAGGCGUGGAGGGUCGCGUUGAUCUCAUACUACUUCGAGCCUAACCAACCGAUCGAGCCCUACUUGGACCAACUGAAGCAAAUAGUAGGAACGCUUAAAACAGACCUUAUCCUGGGAGGCGACGCCAACGCAAAGAGCAACUGGUGGGGCAGCACAACCACGGACAGCAGAGGUGAGGACUUCGUCGGGGCCCUGCAUGAACUUGACCUGCACGUUCUCAACAGUGGCGUUCUUCCAACUUUCGAUACCAUAAGGGGAAACAUUCGCUACACAAGCCAUGUAGACGUGACGGCCUGUAUUUAUAAAAUGUUAAGAUCAGAAAAGGAAAGAGUGUUAAUGCUCACAAGCACUAACCGUAGCAACGUUUUAGGAAGGCUAUCGGUGGAUUCAGAUGUGCAUGAAGAUGUUCAGGGUUCAGGCAUACCGACUCCUUUACAAUUUGAUGCAUUUAUACCUUGGGUUUGCGCACAAUGGUGUGCCUCAAAUAAUGUUCUCGUGACCAAAAUGAAUCAAGAGGACUACGUUAGACAAGACAUACGAAAAUCUCGGAUUUUUCGUAGAGGGAGACACAAGAGCGCAGCUCCACUAGUAGGCGAUCAUCAUGGCUCUUCCGGAUCAGACAAAGUAUUCGAGUACGGAAUGCAUGACAGAGUUGUUCAUAUGAAAACAGUAUAUAACAAUAAGCGAAAACUUGUCGAAGUAAGCAUAUCUGGAUGCCCCUUCAAAAUCUCGAGAAAAAUUAUUCACGCGUUUAGCCUCUGCAUCUCAUUUCAUUCUGCUUGGAACCGACUCACUUUUCGUAGGGGUGGUCUCUCCGACGAGAUCAUCUACGAAAUAUCCAAAUUACUCCCCCAUUCGCAUAUAACAGAACUUUGUUUUGACGAUUCAAGCGUUUGUCAGGGAAACUAUUAUAUUUUACUUGAAAUUGAGGCGCAGGUAAAAUAUUUGUCUCUAAAUAGAUGCAAAAUAAACGACGCAGUUUGUGCUAAAAUUAUCUCCUGUAUCGAUUACGGAUGUCCGUCUUCAGAAAGCCUUAGAAUUUUAGAAUUAGCGUCGAACGAUAUAACCGAUGUUGGGGCUAAGCGUAUUGGAACUAUGUUGAGGAAGAAUCGAACUUUGUUGCAUCUCAAUUUAUCAGGAAACAAAAUCACCGAUAAGGGCUUCGAAGCCAUCAUCGGCUCUUUAAAACAAUUUGCUUUGACCACCCAGGAGCAAAUCGAUAUGAAAAGUAGAAAGAUACGAUACAUGCAGAACAGAGCGAUAGUGUACAACAGGUGCUUAGAAGAGCUGAAACAAGGUAAAAGUGAAGAUGGCGAAAGUACAAUAGGAAAGAAGAAUAUAUUUAGUGUGAAGCGUAUGCGAAGGAAAUCAAAACGAAUUCUGGACGAAAAUUUGACGGCACAAGCGGAAAUUAUGACCACAGCCAUAGUGGGAGAUUUCAAGGAUCCCUAUUGUGGCGAUAAUGUUAUCAAUCAGGAUGGUUACAUAUAUUCGAAGGGUAACCUUAUUUUUUCUUCUUUGAACAUCGCAUAUAAUGAUUUGGAGUAUCAGUCAAUCCUUAAAAUUCGGGACGUGGUAACAUAUCAGGCGGAGGUUGAAAAAGUUUUGCCUGAAACUGGUCUGAUCCGGAUUACGUUGGAUGGGAACUGGAUGCCCCCGAAGUGCGAGGAGCUUGAUGUAAUCGACGCGUGUUUGAAGAAAGUUAUUUCUGAUUUGACGCCUACGCCUCGAAAGACUCGAACAUCAUCGCUGAUAAGAAAAUUGAUGUCGAAAACACACACUCAGUGAUUAUGAAAAGGUAAUGUAUAAGAAGAAGGCUGUUUGAGUUUUUUUAUACUCCGAUUUAGUAAGUUCGUUCAUUCAGAAGGAAUGAAGAAACUUUAUUUUCUAAGACCAAAGAAAUGACGUGGUUCUCAAAGCCUUACGAUUAAGUACUGUUUCAUAAGUUUUGUUUGGUUGUAUACUGUAUUUAGUACACCAGGUAUUUAGUUAUUAAAUAUAUUUAAACUUUGCAGGUACAGUCAGGUAAUCAGUUCAUUUAUUCACUUUAGAUCUUUUAAGUAUCAGAAAUACGUUUUAAGUUUACGUUUAAUUUAGUUUAGCAUAAUUGUUUGAAUUAUUGUGUACCUAAUACUAAUAAAGUGUAUGUACAAUAUGAA